CCUAGGCCCCGCCCCGAGGCAGGCAGUACUGGGCCGCACUGGGGCGGGAGUGGGGGUGGAUCUGGAUCAUGGCGCCGCUGCGGGACUGCCAGGCCUGGAAGGAUGCUGGACUUGCUCUGUCCACAACUAGUAAUGAGGCCUGCAAGAUGUUUGAUGCCAUACUGACUCAGUAUGCAACAUGGACCAAUGAUAUGAGCCUGGGAGGCAUUGAGGGAUGUCUCACCAAGUUAAAAGCAGCAGAUCCAAAUUUUACAAUGGGACAUGUGAUUGCUAAUGGCUUGGCUUUGGUUGGCACUGGGAGUUCAGUGCGGUUAGACAAAGAGCUGGACAGUGCAGUAAAGAAGAUGAUGGCUCUUUCAAAAUCACAGUUGUUGACCGAAAGGGAGAAACUACAUGUGUCUGCAUUAGAUUUGUAUGUCUGUGGGCAUCUUCCCCAAGCUUGUACAGUAUGGGAUCAGAUUCUGCAGGACCAUCCAACUGACAUGCUAGCACUCAAAUUCUCCCAGGGCACUUAUUUUUACUUGGGCCAUCAUAUACAAAUGCGAGACUCUGUUGCCCGGGUUUAUCCUCACUGGACACCUGAUAUUCCUCUGAGCAGCUAUGUAAAAGGCAUUUUCUCUUUUGGACUGCUGGAAACUAACAUGUUUGAUUACGCUGAAAAGCUUGCAAAUGAGGCUUUAGCUAUAAAUCAGACAGAUGCAUGGUCUGUCCAUACCAUAGCACAUAUAAAUGAAAUGAAGGUAAACCUGAAUAAUGGACUGACGUUUAUGAAGCAAACUGAAAACAACUGGAAGGAUGCUAUGGUUGCUGGUCAUAAUUAUUGGCACUGGGCUCUCUAUUUUAUUGAAAAGGGCGACUAUGAGGCUGCUUUGACAAUUUAUGAUAAUCAUAUUGGUCCCAGGUGUAGGACAAGUGGAACUCUGCUAGAUGUGGUUGAUAACUGCUCUAUGCUGUACCGGCUUCAGCUAGAAGGGUUAAAGUUGGGAAACAGGUGGAAUGAAGUUCUCCAGCUGACAAAAAAGCACACCAAAGAUCAUGUUCUACUUUUCAGUGAUGUCCACAUUUUGAUGUCUACGCUGGGAGCUAAAGAUCAUAAAUCCACCAGUGAACUCUUAACAACUCUCCAGGAACUUGCCAAGAAUCCUGGUGAAGACUAUGAGCUUGGCCUGGUUCCAAAUCUGGGAUUGCCCCUUUGCCAAGCUUUUGUGGAAUUUGACAGUGGAAAUUAUGAUAAGGCAGUAGAACUGCUUUAUCCAAUUAGGUACCAGAUCCCACAGAUAGGUGGCAGCAAUGCUCAGAAAGAUAUCUUCAACCAGUUGUUGAUCCACGCUGCAAUGAAUUGUAAAUCUAAAACUUAUCGGAAACUGGCUAGGUGCCUCUUGAUGGAACGUGAUGCGUUGAGACCAAAUUCACCAUUGACUGAGCGGCUUAUUCGGAAAGCAUCAGCUGUUCAUGCAAUGACUUGAGUCUCUGUCAUUCCAAUGAAACCAUGAUUAGCACUGUUAAUCAAUAGCUUCCCAUGUAAUUAAAGGAAUCAAAUUGGAGGGAAUUAUUGCCUUAUAAGCCAUGCCAGAUCUCCUGUUUGCCUGAACUUUGGAAUGCUUUUGUUGGUGAUUCAGCAUUGUUGCUUAACUUCCUGCAGCAUCUCCAGUCCUAACAAGAAGUUGGCUUAGUUAUACCUGGGAAAAGACAGCAAUUGCAGGAAAAGUAGAGGUCUAUCAGUCUUUGUUUACAACCUGCUGAGCCAUUGCUUUCUAGAAAUGUGGAUGGGUUUUAUGCUGUUUGGGUUGUGGGAUAACAGUACUCUAGACAGGCUGUCAAAUUAUUCAGUGCUUUUGCUAUUCUUGUCCAUAAAUAGGAAAGGGAGGAGAUUUGAACUGUUUUUCACAAAAGUACAACAUCAUGUGGGAUAUAUUAGAGAAGCCUGGGUGGUGCCAAAGUUCUAGGAAAUGGACAAGAUGACAUUGGCCCAGAGUCACAUCUCAGCACAAAAUUAUGGGCCAAAAUCUUGUCCUUUUCCUGGCCUCACAGAUUUGGCUUUCAGUUUUUCAGAGAGAUUUUACACUGCUGUCUAUCUAAGAUUUUCUUUGCUUCUGUUACUCUAAAGAUUUUUCUUGGGUUUUUUAUUGCAUUUUAAUGAGGAUUUAAGAUUCAGGGGGUUUUUUUAAUCCUAGUAAUGCUGCAUAUUUUUAUAACAGCUCUAUCGGUGAGUAAUAAUAAUGGGGAACAGUAGUUACAAGUCUGAUGCCAAUGAAUUAAGUCUUGAUUUGAAUACAUUACUGAUACAUUUAAGAAUGAAAUUCUUAACAGUUGUAUUGCCCAUUCAUUUACAGGGUGUGACUGAUGCUCUCCUAUAGUCUGUCAAUAAAUUUAAUCCUGUGCUCAGUGUAUUACCAGAGAAGUGACUACAUA
Messenger RNA from Gavialis gangeticus (Gharial), 2412 nucleotides. RefSeq names its product tetratricopeptide repeat protein 38-like. The coding region runs from base 69 to 1466 and encodes 465 amino acids. Gene Ontology annotation, molecular function: protein binding. The transcript has 14 exons. The record is from RefSeq and is a predicted model, not a curated record. NCBI's taxonomy places the organism in Eukaryota, Metazoa, Chordata, Crocodylia, Gavialidae.